Molecule: messenger RNA, 372 nt
Organism: Chondrus crispus (carragheen)
Lineage: Eukaryota; Rhodophyta; Florideophyceae; Gigartinales; Gigartinaceae
Exons: 1
Coding region: 1-372 (123 amino acids)
Biological process (GO): translation
Cellular component (GO): cytosol; ribosome; small ribosomal subunit
Molecular function (GO): RNA binding; structural constituent of ribosome
Source: RefSeq, a predicted model, not a curated record
AUGUCGCGUCUCCUCGGCACAACUUUGCCCGCGUCCAAGAACCUGUGGGUGGCGCUGCAGCGGGUGUACGGGCUGGGCGAGUCGCGCGCGCGCUCGCUGUGCUUUGCGAUCGGCGCCACCCCGUUCACCAAGACGUCCGAGCUGCGCCCGUUCCACCUGAGCCAGCUGUACGCGGCCGUCGAGGCGCGCUACACGGUCGGCAACGACCUGCGCGCGGCCAACCGCUCCGCCAUCCAGCGCCUGAUAGCCAUCCGGUCGUACCGCGGCAUGCGCCACCUGCAGCGCCUGCCCGUGCGCGGCCAGCGCACACACUCUAACGCCCGCACGCAGAAGAAGAUGCGCCCGCCUACCUCGCGCCCCGCACGCCCCUAG